UGUCAUGUCUGCCACUGAGUACAUUAAGUACCACGGUCUCCUCCUGCCCCUGGAGGCCCACACCACGGAGAGCUUGGAGUACGCCCAAAAUUUCUGUGUGGAAGACACUGAUGUGUUUGCCAUCACUUAUCCGAAGUCAGGUACAAUCUGGAUGCAGGAGAUCCUCCCACUGGUGCUGAAUGGGGGGGAUCUGACCCCCAUCCAUACCAUUCCUAACUGGGAGAGAGUCCCAUGGCUAGAAGAGAAACAACUGGCACGGGUGGUGGAUAAGCUGGCAUCUCCACGGGCACUGGUCUCACAUUUUCCAUACAGCCUCAUGCCCCCUUCCUUCUGUGCCUCCAAAGCAAAGGUGAUCUACGUCAUGAGGAACCCAAAGGACAUCAUGGUGUCUUCAUACUACUUCCACCAGAUGGCUGGCUUCCUUGAGGAUCCAGGAACCUUUGAUGAGUUCAUGGAUAAAUUUCUUGAGGGCAAAGUGAUGUUUGGAAAAUGGACAGACCACGUAAAGAGCUGGAGAAACAGUGAACUAGGAGACAGAAUAAUGUACAUUACCUACGAAGAAAUGGUUCAGGACCUGCCUGCAUCACUCAGGCAUAUCUCCGAUUUUCUGGGCUGUAAUCUGACUGAGGAAGUCAUUCAGAAGAUAGCAGAGCAUUGUUCUUUCAAGAGCAUGCAGAACAACAACAUGUCCAACUUCAGUCUAUUCCCCAAGGUGUACAUGGACAGUGACAAGUCUCCUUUUCUAAGAAAAGGUAUUGCUGGAGACUGGAAAAACCACUUCAGCUCAGAGCAACUGACCCGAUUCACCUCUGUGAUUUCCAAAGAGCUGGAGGGUGAGAGCUUCUCUCUGCCAUGGAGCCUGGAUUGACCACCAUAGAGAUCAGGAGUGGCAAAAAUCCUGGCCUGUUAUUUCAGACCAAGUAAUUCAUGCUAACUGAGCCAAUAUUCUUAAACCUAUUUAUGGUUUCAAUAUUAGGACCAUGAGUAAAUAGCAUUAGAAGUAGCAACGUUUAUUCACAUGUCUGCUAAUACAAUUAAACCAGGAUUCAGAAGCCUCACUGAGUCCAUUAAAGUUCUCAUAACUGGCAUGCUUUAAAUUAAAUGGAGACUAUUUAUAGAUACAGAUAAAACUAGCUUGACAAAAUAUUUAGUGUAUCCUGAUAUAAAUCUGAAGCCACAAGCACUGGACAUUAAAGAUUGUACAAUUUGUGCUGAUUUACCCACAAGGAAAUACUGUUGCAACAUUUGAAUUCCUCACAAAUUAAAGUGAGAUUUUUAUACCUCUA
Molecule: messenger RNA, 1286 nt
Organism: Maylandia zebra (zebra mbuna)
Lineage: Eukaryota; Metazoa; Chordata; Actinopteri; Cichliformes; Cichlidae
Product: sulfotransferase 2B1
Molecular function (GO): sulfotransferase activity
Source: RefSeq, a predicted model, not a curated record